Molecule: messenger RNA, 8394 nt
Organism: Xyrichtys novacula (pearly razorfish)
Lineage: Eukaryota; Metazoa; Chordata; Actinopteri; Labriformes; Labridae
Source: the annotation of a GenBank genome assembly
AUGGACCAGGGUGGCCUCUCAGAUCCUCUCAAUCUUCUCUUUUAGUUGUUCCACAGAGCAGAACAAAAAGAUAUUUUAUUGUCUGUUUUAGUCUAUAAAAGUUUAAUAACUUUUAUUUUUCUUGUCCUGAUGUAAAGCACUUUGAGCUGCUAUUUCAUUUGUAUUAUUAGUGCCAUAUAAAAAAAAACUUUGAUUGAUUGAUUGACUGAAUAUCUUUAUGAAGGUUUCAAAACAAGUUAAUUCUGGCAUAUUCUUUUGCAUUGCAUCGAAAAUUAGAAUUUGCUGCUUCGUGUUUUAUAGUUGUAAAUAAAGAAUUCAUGAGCUUGUGUCUGCUGAAAAAUUUCAGCUUGGGAAUUUUUCCCCCUCAAAAAAAAAAAAAAUCAAUGUCAUGCUUGUUAAGACAAGAAAAUCUUGAACCCUGAAUCCAAACUCUUGCACAAUCCCAGUCACAAAGUCAAUGUCUGCAACUAUCUGAAGUAAAACAACAAACCCUCUGGUACUUUAAAGGUUGAUAUCUGGGUCAAUGACAUAUAAGGUUUUUAAACAUGCCAAUUUUAAAACAGCAAAAAUAAGGAUAUAUUUUGCAAAAGUUCAAAUACUAAGGAUGUUGUUUAUACAAAAAUUAAUGUUAAAUUUUUAAAUUAUGCAUUUUUAGUGCUUUUUCAUAUAGAUGAAUUGCCCGUAGCCUUAAAAAAUAUCAUGUGGUGUGACCAUAAUUUAUCUCAAAAUUAUUACAUUUUUUUAACAUACUUAAUAGUUUUUUACAAAUUGUCGGUAAUAUCAAGUAGAUGGAAACAAAGUGUUCGCAUUUCAUUUGAGUUUUUGUAAAUAAUGAUCUCACAUUUUAGCUCUAUAAUGUCACAGUCACUAAAUUAAAUGUAGUUAACUGGCUAAUUUUUUCUUUAAAUUGAAUAAUAAUGAUAAAAAAAAUGUUUUAAAACUACCUGUCACUUAAGUAUAUUGUAUCAGGUAUUAAUGUUUCAGUUAGAGAAAUUAGAUAUUUUAGUUUGUCUUUAAUACAAUUAAUGUUAUUAUUGGUCGCACCACAUGAUAUUUUGACACUUUUGAAGUUCAGAAAAAUUACAAAUAAGACCUGAUUUUUUAAAAGUUGAAGUGACUACAUAUAUGAGAGAGAUACUACAUAUAGAAAGUAUAUUUUUGUGCAUUUAAACCUUUUCCAUUUUAAAAAAGUACAGCCGGACAGAAUAUUUAGGCGUCACGUCAUUGACCCAUCUGUUUAGAUCAGAGGUGUCAAACUCAACCACAGCAAGGGUCAUAAUCUGGGUUUAAAUCUAACCUGAGGGCCAAACAGGGUCAACAUUUAACCCAAACUGUCAGCCUCCUUUUCAAUAACAAAAUCAGCAAUGAUUAUAAAGCACUUGGAAAUUCAUAAAGUAAAUAAGAUAAAUGUAAAGGCAAUCAAUAGAUGAGUUCAAAAGAUCAGAACACAGUAGUAAAAAUAGAAAAAAAUCCUUUUAAAGAGCGUAGACAUGAGGAGAAAGUUGAAAUCAAGAGUUUAAAGUCAAAAUACGACUUAAAAUUUAAAAUUGGAAUCUAAAUGAUUAAAAUGACAUAAAUCUAAAUACUGAGUUGAAAAAAAUCAAAGCACAAAAUAAAAAGUCAAAUCAUAUUUCACUUGUAAUCCUGAGAUGCAAAAUUGGAAAUAUGGAAAAAACACAAUUUCCCCCCCAUAUUCUUGACUAUUUAUCAAAUCUUCCUUACUCUUCAAUUUCCCAGAUUUUAGUGGUUUAUUAAGGACAUUUUAAAUAAUAGUGCUAAAGUUUACAUUAUUAUAUUGGCGGAAAUCUGCAGACUUCAUACUGGUGGGCCAAUACAAAUAUGAUAUGAUCUUGUGGGCCACAUAUAAUUGUUCUACGGGCCAGAUUUGCCCCUCGGGCCUUGAAUUUGACACCUGUGGUUUAGAUAAACUAAUAGUUAAGCUAAUACUUUGAUCUAAGAUGGCCGAAACAAUUCACUAAAUCGGUGGGAAACGCUGUUUAAAUCCAAAUUAAACUCUUUUAGUUGAUUAUUUGUAAAACAAGGACAACACAACGCCAUACAAAUCAAGUUAAGGGCCUACAGUCAAACUAAAUGAAGGAUUCAAGGGUUUAAAUUCCCCAAAUAUGACAAAAAAUCAAACAUUAGUUUGUUUUUGUCGGAAACUCACCUCACCUGAGAGUUAGCUUCUGUCGCCACCACGCGGGAGUACGCCGUGUCUGUAGUCGUCAUACGUCACGGACAAUCGACUUGAGCGACGUGUGAGACAGCCAAUAGCUGACCACGCUGUAUGAGCCGCUGUCCAAUCAUUUAAGUCGAUCGGUAACCGGUGCGGGGUCUGACAGUAGCAUUACCCUGUGGAUUGCAACGUGUAUUUCCGACGACCAAAGGUAAAGAAGCUCAAACUUUCUCUUUAAAGUGUCAUAAAGUUAUAAGUUUUGAUACUGUAGAGGCACAGGAAAAGGUACUCUCUCACUCGAGUUAAUUUUGUUCGUGUUUUUGUCGUGUGUUGAGUUUUUAUCACAGUAAGAUCAUGAGCAAACAUGCUAACAUUAGCCUCCUGACUAAGUUGUUAUCAGUAUAAUGUAGCAGCUGCUCAGGAGACUUGAUCCUUGUUAGUAAGGUUUUAACUUCCUUCUUACCUGUCACGGUUGUUUUUGACUCAUUCCCACGCAGACUUGACUGAAUCAUUGUACAAUGGGUCGCCGCAAGUCCAAGAGAAAGCCCCCUACCAAGAAGAAGAUGACCGGGGAUUUGGACUCGCAGUUCACCUGUCCCUUCUGCAACCACGAGAAGUCCUGCGAUGUCAAAAUGUAGGUGAAAUAUCACUCAUUACCUAUCCCAGAACAACUGCAAAAACUUUAGGACUUAUGUUUUGGUCAUGCACACCCCUCAACGACCACUGGAGACAGAUAUUCGAUGUGGUUUCUAAAAUUUGUGGUCAGACUAUAACACCUCACUAUCACUCAGCCAUUUUCGGCGUAAUACCUCAAGUUUGCAGGCAAAUGCUCCUGAAUUUGCUUCCCUGCUUGCACGCAGACUCAUACUCUUUAAUUGGAACGCAAACUCAACCUAGGCCUUGGCGAUUUGGCAAAAAAAAAAGUGAUCACGAUAUAUUUUGUCAUAUCGUCCGAUCUCGAUUAUUAUCACGAGUUUUUUUUAACUGCCUGUUUUAAAGCAUCUGUACUAAAAACUAAAGAAACUAGAGAUUAGCUCAACAUUUUAUUAACAUACAAAGUAAAUAGAGUAAACUGAAUAAGAUAGAAAAAUAGUAAAACCAUUUUAAUUCAACAGUACGACAAAUGUUGAUAAAUACUAGAUAAUACAGUGAAUUAGUUUACAGUUCUGAGUGUUUUUGCAGGUACGCAAGACCCAAAAUAAACAAAUCGCCCCCUCAGAGAUAAUGAGGACGCCUUAAAAUGUAAUCAUUAGAUGAUGUAAACAUAAAUGAUACGAUUAAUCGCUGUCUAGGUCUGGUGGCUGCACUGCUAAUUGUGGCUAAACUUCUAAUGCUACUCGUGCCGUCAGCAGUGGCAGGUUAUACAGACUCUGCUCACAUUUUCAUGCUUUCCGCAUAAUCAUUGGGGAGGAACUUCUUCAAAUGAUUAAACAGAUUUGUUGUGUAGCCGGUUUUUGAGGGCACCGAUCAUCGACAUACCUUGCUCAUCGGCUUAAUUACUCGACAUCACUUUGGACAUACCCGAACCAAGGCACCGCCACACAACUGACGUUGAAUAACUUCUCAACAAUAACAUCUUUGGAGGAUGACUCAAAGUCACAGCUGACAACUAUCUUGCUGCCCUCAGCUCCGUGUUUAUCUCCAUGUUCGGUCAUUCUGCUUACUUCUCCUUUUUACUCCUUCUUACAGAAGUGAGCAAGAAAAGCUCGACUCUGAUUGGCUGUUCAGAUGCACAUUUCCUCUAUGUUUGAUUGAGUAAAUAUACUCUCAUAUAGUGCUGGGCGAUAGGACGAUAGAUAUCGUGGGCACGAUAGAAAAUGUCUAUCGUGCCAUUUCUAUUUUUAUCGUUUCGAGCGAUAGGCUGUAUUUUAUCCAUAGGGCUUGUGCCGUCAGAUGAUUCAUAGUAACAACAACAAUAAUUGCACAUUCAGUAAGUGUAUUUGGUGUCAAACGGGAAAGAAAACAAUAUUUUCUUACAAAGAAAAGGAUGCGUCGACAUGUAGGCUCGCAUUUCUCUUUCGAUUUUGCGACAUGACGCCGCUUUACGUGCCCUCUUCGUGUCCAGCGUCUCCCGCCGUUGCGGGUUACCUGGGUGACACACUUGAGGGGAUCAUUUUAAGCAGUGCUUAAUUUGUGCCGGAGAAAGUCGGAGCGCGCUCCGGGACCUCUUUUAAUCGGAUCCGGGACCUAUUUCAGCCGCUCCGGCACCUGUUUCAUCUGCUCCGGGACCUUCCCUGUAGAGGAUGACAUUUUUCGGGAAUUCCCGUGGGUCACGUGAUUCCCGCGGGAAUCCCACGGGAUGGGAGUAAUUUUUUAAUUAAUCCCUUGAUUGGGACGGGACGGGAAAAAAAAGCAACAGGAGUGGGCAGGAGCGAGAACAACAUCAAUAGAUGAUCAAUUUCAGACGUGUUAAACAACCAGAUGAACAGGAGCGUCCAUUUUUGUAGUCAUCUCUCAGUGAGAGCCAACACUCUUGACCGCGCUAGCAACACAAAAGAACUACAACAGUGGUUUGGCUUCCUGUCAGUUGGGAGCGCGGCUGCGCAUUUCAAUCCUUCAAGCCAGGAGCGAGGAAACGUAAUUUUGUGACAUUCUGUAGUUUUUCAAUCAGUUCUGGAGUCGUGGCGAAUCAAAUCACCUUACCUGUCUGCCCCUGAUAGGCGAAUAAAGCGCUCGGAUUCAUGCUCGGGUCUUGCUACGUGCUUCAAGAGUAAAGUAAACAAUGAUGGAGGCAGAGAGCAGCUUUGGAGGAGAAACAUCUAGCAGUGUGAACAACCUCUUCAAAAGAGCCCUAAAGACCUACCUUUUUAAUAAAGCCUUUGGUUAGUUUUCCUCUAUGCUUUUACUACCUUGCCUCUUACAUUGCAACUCUAUAUUCUUUAUUUUUUUUAUUCUUUUAUGCUUUUUAAUGCCAAUCUGUGACUGUCAUUCUAUUGCUUUUUUAUUGUUGCUGCUCUUUUUUUACUGUAGUACUGUAGCAGAUUUUUUGUAAAUGUAAAGUGCAUUACAAAUUAAAUUUAUUAUUAUUAUUAUUAUUAUUAUUAUGGAGUGCUUUGGCUCACACUAUCAGCGUUUUCUGUGAGUGUUGCAUAACUUUGGGUUAGCACAGACAUGAACGCACUACAGCCAUGUAUUUAUUUAUUCAUUUUUCUAGUUUUAAGUGCUGGUCUUGUACUGGCACUGUACUAGGGCAGCUGUAUACACUUUAAUUUUUCAUAGAACUGAAAGCAUACCAUAGCUAUAUCGUGAUAUAUAUCGUUAUCAUGAUAUAAAAUGAUCCAUAUCGUGAUAUACAUUUUUUUCCAUAUCACCCAGCACUACUCUCAUAUACUCUCAGCAGAUCAGCGUGAUCGAACUGAAAUUUAUCACAAUCAUCAAUCAUGAUCAUAUAAUCGCCCAGUCCUAACUCAGCCCCUUAAUUUCUACACUGGUUGAGGGAUGUUCUAUCAUUUCUACCUUUAGAGAAACUGAGAUACAAAAUAUGUAAAACCCACAGAAACUUCACCCUUCCCUGGAGUAUUGGACAGUUACAACCAUUGUAAAACAUGCUCAAAACAUCAAUUUCCUGAAGUUAGGAGAAGAGGUCACUGUCUGACUAUUUUUGUAUUUUUGUUUUUGUAAUUUUCUGUUUAAUUUCUUUUUUGUUCAAGAGCCUUGGGGGAGGGGCAUUAUGUUUGGGCGCUGUAUGUCUGUUAAUAGAAAACUGCAGAAUAAAGUCUUAAAAAAACUUCAUUUUUUUGUGUCAGAGGAUAUCUAAAUGCAAACUCUUUUGCAUGUGUUUUUGUCAACAGGGAGAGGAGCAGAAAUACUGGGAUAAUAUCCUGCACCGUCUGCCUGGAGGAGUUCCAGACCCCCAUCACCUGUAUCCUUACUCAUAUAUGCAAAUAUCACUGCUUUAUUGUUCUACUAUAGCCAAACAACGAAUCAUAAUCAUCUGUUAGCCACCUUAUUUUACAGAUACAGUACAACUAUACAUUUUUUUCAAAGCAACAAAUUAUUCUAAACAGUGUGUCUGCUUAAAGGUAUAUUCCGGCGUUAAAUUAAUGUAUUAUUAAUUAAUUUAUUUAUUAAUUUAGGCCAAUUUAUAGCCACAAAUAAUGCUCAGAACAACACCUAACUAUAUCAACAGUACAUAUAGGGUCCUAGCCACAGCACUAGCCACCAAACAUCUUUUUUUUUCUUUUUUGAAAAUAUUUUUAUUGAACAUUAAGCAUCACAUUUUUAUCAAACAGUGCAUACUUAUUUAUUUUUUUCAUUAACACCCAGUCCCCAAAACAAAAACAAAUUCCAGCUCAAUCACAGCACAGUCCUGCAUAAAGAAGUAGAGUAUCAGAAUGUUGAAACCUUGAGCUGUGUCACCCUGCUGUACUUCGUAAUAUAAUAACAGACUUCAGGAGUCCACCAGGAAUGCUUGUCGGAUAGAAAAGCUUCAGCACCCUGAAAUAGUUUUCUGAUGCCAGGAUCAGGAGGUCUUGUCUGUGCAUUGAUGUAACUAAAUGAAAGCAGCAUCUUCAUUGUCAAACAGCCACUGAUGUAGAGUGUGAAACACCUAUCUGCGGCCAUGUGGUGAUCAGAGAGCAGCAAGAGAUUGAACUUAUAGUCCGAGAGCUUUUAACCAUUCUGUACACAAGUAUUCCUGUCACUUUUCAUGUAAAACUUCACUAUAACCCUAGAAUUAUCUUAGUUCUUGAAGGAAACUGAGCUGAAUUUACUCAGUUGUCAUGGAGGUAGCUCAGACUACACCCAGAUGCCGUUUAAACUAUAAAAUUGUGUUUUCCUUUCAAAAGGGCUUGUACCUAUCUGUUUAAACCUGGCUCUUUGUUGACACAAACUGUGUAUUUGAGGCAGCUCAUGUUGUUUCAGAUGCUAAAAAGACUAAAAUUGCUUACAAAAGACUUCUCUGGCAAAGAGCAGAUGAUGUUUUACUUAUUGAAAGUUUAUGAACAAACCUCUAUCACCGACUUCUGCAUAGACACGGAGUUAUGAUCCUAUCUAGACUUUACUUUUUUUUUUUUUAACUCAGAUAAGUAGUUAGCAGUAGUUCCAACUUAUUCUGCAAAGUUGUAUCUGAGCGAGCAACAGACUAGAUUUCUAUUGAUAGUCAGCCUGACUCAUUAUUACAUAAUCAGAGUUUCUUUGAAAAAACUCACUAUUGACAGGACAAAAACAAAGAGAAAAACACGCGUAUGGAACUGGUUUAAUGUAUAAAUACUUUCAGUUUGUAUCAUAUGACUGAAUAUGGUUGGUUCUUUUCAUGGUUCUAGUUUCAUAGUUCUUUUCAGAGUUAAUAAGGUCCUUAUCAAGAGUCCCUUGCUGUUGUAGUUCUCAGCUUUGUGAAUCCUAAAGUGAUCUAGGGCGUUUGCCAUUAAAAGACAGUCUUCUAUCAGUCAAACAUGAAGAGGAGGCACGUCCUCCAAUCACCUGUUAAACAGUGCGUCAGAGUUGCCAAACUAAAGUCGUGUGACGCAAAAUCAUAACAAAAAACUCCCAUUUCAAAGGAAGAAGCUCCAGUGUAUUAAUAUUUGACUUGGAUGUGUUUGAAGCUGUCUCAAAUGGUGUUUAGAUGAGUCAGUUUUAGAGACUGAACUAUGAGUUAAGAUUGUUUAGGACAAUUAGUCAACUUCUUCUUCCAUGACGCUUGUCAAAUUGACAAAAUUAAUAGGCGAUAUUGUUGUUUGAAUAAAUAACAACAUCAACAGCUCUUUGACUCAAAAGAGGAAUAGAGAAAUAAGAUAGACUGAUAUGCGCUCAAGUUUACACAAAAUAAAGUCAAGGUGCUGUACACAAAAAUCUGAAAAUGGGAACAAUACAAGUCACAGAGCUACCUGUUUCACUUUUUUCACAUAAAGGAUCCAUUUAUUCAGCUUCUUAAAAACAAACAAACGAAGUUAAAGGCUUUAUGUCUCAAAGAGUGCCUCGUUCUGUUUUCUCUGGGGAAAUAUAUUGUUAUUUACACAAUAGUGAAAAAAGGUGGAACAGGACAUGCUUUCUUAAUUGAGCUGUGCCUCCACAAUCUUCCCUCUGAUACAAGAAAUAAAAGAAAUUAAAAUCGGAUUGUUUUCAGCUCAUCCAAUCCGUUUUAAACAACUGACCAAGUUUUAGCAUUUUGUUUUUAUUAAUCUACUACUAUCAUACAUUUACAUAACUUCUUACUUUUAAUCAACAGAGUUCCUUUUCUCCUUAACCCCUCACUCCUCAGACCUGUCAGAGCCGGUUGA